Messenger RNA from Racocetra persica, 142 nucleotides. The record is from the annotation of a GenBank genome assembly. NCBI's taxonomy places the organism in Eukaryota, Fungi, Glomeromycota, Glomeromycetes, Diversisporales, Gigasporaceae.
UCCGGAAGUAAUGGUUAACAGGAUUGGUCACCCGUUACCUUGGAACAAUGUUAAACAACACGAGAAUCCAAAGCUUAUAACUAUUAAUAAGGAAUUCUUUGAAAGUCGUAAAGGUGUCGAAUCACCUUCUAAGAAGUAUUAA